Messenger RNA from Ictalurus punctatus (channel catfish), 1858 nucleotides. It is a transcript of the gene hhatla, whose product is annotated as hedgehog acyltransferase like, a. Bases 35 to 1549 code for a protein of 504 amino acids. The transcript has 11 exons. Gene Ontology annotation, cellular component: endoplasmic reticulum. NCBI's taxonomy places the organism in Eukaryota, Metazoa, Chordata, Actinopteri, Siluriformes, Ictaluridae. Gene Ontology annotation, biological process: negative regulation of N-terminal protein palmitoylation. The record is from RefSeq and is a predicted model, not a curated record. Gene Ontology annotation, molecular function: acyltransferase activity.
UUUCCACUUUGGAUUUCGGUGCUAGAUUUAAAUCAUGGGGAUCAAGGCGGCUCUGCCUAAGGCUGAGCUCUACCUCUACACUGCUGUCCUCUCUCUGGCUAUCCUGUGGGCAGGAAGUUGGAUCAUCGAGGCAUCCAGCGAGAAUGUUAACCGAAAGGCCUUUAAGGGGAGUGUGAAACCAGGAUGGCACUACUUUGGCAGAAAAAUGGACGUGGCUGACUUUGAGUGGGCGAUGUGGUUCACCACGUUUCGCAACCACAUCUUGUUCGCCCUCUCUGGUCAUGUGAUCUUCGCCAAAAUCUGCUCCAUGAUUUCUCCCAAGCACAGGUCUCUGAUCUACAUGUUGUAUGGCUUCGUGACCGUGCUCGUCAUCAUGGGCUGGACAUACGUCUCUCUCAUCCUGUCUCACUGCAUCCUCCUCUACAGUGUAGCCCUCGUAAAGAGGAAGUGGUUCUGCUUCCUGGCUGGACUCACCAGCUUGGCCACCUUCAAGAUGGAACCCUUCAACUCUUGGCAGGCUGGGUUCGUCACCAGUACCUUCGACCUUCAGGAUAUCCUGUUCUACGGAGGCUGUGGGUUCUCCAUCAUGCGCUGCAUGAGUUUCGCGUUGGAGAACUGCGAGAAGAAGGACGGCCAUUACAGCUUCAUGGAUUUGAUCAAGUACAACUUCUACCUCCCUUUCUUCUUCUUCGGACCCAUCAUGACGUUUGAUCGAUUCCACGUGCAGGCCAACAACCCAAACCUGAUGCGUAAAAAUCGAGAGAUGUGGAACAUCACCAUCCAGGCUUUGGUGCACCUUGGAGCCGUUUUGGUGGUGGAUGUGUUCUUCCAUUACCUGUAUAUUUUGACUAUCCCGAAUGACAUGAAGCUGGUGAAAGACUUGCCUGAUUGGUCAUUAGCUGGUUUGGCGUACUCAAACCUGGUGUACGACUGGGUGAAAUCAGCCGUCAUGUUCGGCGUUAUCAACACAGUGUCUCGCCUAGACCAUCUGGACCCUCCCCAGCCCCCUAAGUGUAUCACCAUGCUGUACGUCUUCGCGGAAACGCACUUUGACAGAGGCAUCAACGACUGGCUAUGCAAGUAUGUCUAUGACUACAUUGGCGGAAAUCAUGACAGAAUCUUCAAGGAGCUGGUCGCUACAAUCUGCACCUUUGUUAUCACUACUUUGUGGCUCGGACCUUGUGAACUGGUGUACAUUUGGUCCUUCUUCAACUGCUUCGGCCUGAACUUCGAGCUGUGGGUGGCUAAGCUCUUCUCCUUGCCCCCUUUGUCUACCAUUGAGGGUCUUAUGUCUGAGGCAAUGUCCCGGCGUAUCAGAGGGCUGUUCAAUGCUGUUAACUUCUGGCAAAUCGUCCUGUAUAACGUCCUCGCACUAAACAGCCUGGAGUUUGCUAAGUUGGUGGCCAAGAGACUGUUGUUUAAGGGCUUCCCUGUGUCCACUCUCUCGGUGCUGUUAGUGACCUACUGCGGAGUACAGCUGGUGAAGGAGCGCGAGCGGAAACACGCCCUGCUCGAAGAACCCGAGCCGAGCAAACCCAAAUCCGAUUAGACGAGCAGACAGCGCCGUUUUUGCCGAGUCCGAGCUUCUCAUACCAACCCAAGCAGUACCCGUCGCCGUGGUUACUGCUCGAAACAAGCCUGUUUAAUAAGCACAGGGCGUUUUUUAACUGUGAAAAGGCCUCAAGUGCACUUGUUGUAUACUUUUGAAAUCUUUUUUCAGAGACUGCCACAUAAGAACCAAGUGCAUUUUUUUUAUUCAUUUUAUUUAAAUCUAUUAUGGAUUGUCUGGAGAAUGGGCUUGCCAAAUAUUUAAUGCAGAUAUAAUAUAUUGAACAAUUAAAGAUGAGAAAGUCUUUAA